AUGUGUGGAUUUGACAAACGUUUCUCGUCUCGGAGACUUUUGGCCUCCUCGGCAGGGGCCGUUGGUCUUGAGCAAGCUGCAGAGCUAGGGCAGCCUGCAGUCAGUGGGGCCGCAGGGUCAGAAGAGGACCGCAUUUUGCGGACGAAGAUGCGAAAGAGCAACGGCGGCGGCGCUGGCAGGUGCGCCACUCCGGCGGCACUGCGGAGCAGGGGCUGCAAGCAGCAGGGCGGCAGUGCUUUGGCAUCUGCUCAGUGUGUCGGGCAGCGCCGAGUCGGCCGCGUCUCCAGCAGCAGCACCACCGCCAAACCAGCAGAACCGGAGCAACCUGCACCCUCCAGCAACGCACCUUACGGAGACGGAGUAGCCGAACAGCUGUUAUCCAUGUGCACCUCACGCUACUCGUACCAGCCGCCGUCCAACAUGAUGCGGGCACGCAGAAAGGACGCCAGCGUGCGGCCCAACCGAUGGCUCGACAAAAAGUCCAGUCGAGGCAUGUUAUUUGAAAAUGAGGAGCUGCGAUUGCGUACCAUCGAAAUUAACGCAGAGGUGGAGAGAGGACAGGGCGACAUAAAAAAGCUCAAGCGUCAAAACGAGCAGCUCAAAAGAGAAAUAUGGAAUUUACGCGACGAAUACGACAAAUUGGAAACUCGGAUGCGGCGCAUGAAAAGUAAAGACGACUCGUCCGAAGGCGAAGAGGACGAAGAAUACUACGAGGACGACAACCAGGAACGAGAAAAGAGGGCGGAGGACGAUGACAACCGGCAGAACGCCAAGAUCCAGAGCUGCUCGGACUACGAGGACGACGAGAAGAAGCCGCUGGAGGACCAACCUGAGACGGGCAAGGAUUCGGACGCGCCCAACAAAGACUCGUCGGACAACGAACUGGCCAAAGAGGAGAAAAACGAGGCCGACGUCAUCAUCGUGCCGGCCACCAAUGACUGCAACGACGCAAACAACUGGCAGAACACGCAAGGCUACGGCACGGACGGCUACACCAGCACCGAGGAGUCGUGCGAGGGGUGUCAGAGAAGAUACGGCGGCAGUCAGCGGUGCACCCCGCGCAGGAGGGUGGUCAGCGGCGGCCUGCACAGACAAAACAGCUUCAGCAGCAGCAAUGCCGGCGACGCCUCGCCCAACAGACUGUCCCUGCCGGUGGGCCUGCUAGAGCAUGGCACCGUGGAAGGGACCAAGUGCCACGCCCACCACUCGUGCUGUCCUGCCGAGGACCAGCAGCACCAGUGCGGCCCCCAGUUCGGGGGCCCCUGGUGGGUGUUGACCCCGGUGACGAUGCCCGCCGUCGACUGUGCCUGCGGAAUGCCUGCCGGUCACGAGUUCAUGGCGCACCAGCCGCCCCUCGCCCCGCGGCCAGCGCCGCCCCCGGUGCCCUGGUCGGGCUCCACGGCCACCAUCACCGAGGCCGCCUCCACUCCGGCCGUGCAGAACCAGCAAUGGGCCAUCGCGCCCUACCGAGGCGACAUUGCCCAGCAGACUGCCCACUCAAAAUCAACCCCCGCGCUGCCCAUCAACGGCACCCCCAAGACGCCCAGAAGAAGGGCGCCGCCUCCGCCGCCGCCGAAGCCGACGUGCGAGCAGGUGUCGACGGUGUGCAGGGCGUCGAGCCUGCUGUCGGCCGACGGGACGACGCGCCGCUCGGUCACCUUCCACUCGGACUCGGUGACCUACACGCCGCCCACGCCGGUCAAUCCGGGCCCCCUGCAGCCCGCCACUUACAUUCCCUACCAGCAGGCGACCUACGCGCCAGAAAACUGCCCGCACGACAACGACCCGCGAACCUGUAUUUGUAGUUUGCAUGCCCAGGCCACGUUUGAGGAAAGUACGGACACUGUUUUGAUGGUGCGAGGCCUCCAAAGAGUGCCGGGUCUGCUGUCCAGAGAACUGAUCGACGCGCUGGAGAACAGAUUGGGGCCCACGUUGAUGCGGCAGUCCAUCAGAGGCAUUUGUCUGCACCAAGCGAGACCAUCAGCUACUGUAGUGGCGGCGAGCGUCACCGUGAUGAGGAAAGAUGUUGCCCUGCGACUGCUGCUCACGGGCCUGGAGAUUCGGGGCGAGAUGCUGCAGUUGGAGGAGGAAAACGCUCUGUGCCCGACCAAGUGGAGGUCUCCGGACGACACCCCAGAGAACAGCCACGUGCUGCUAGUAUCUGGGGUGACGCACCAGGUGAGUGACGGCGCCGUGCGCACUGCCGUGAUGCGAGCGUGCGGCCUCAGGGCCACUCAGGUGCGCAGACACGUGUACAAGGGCGUGGACACCGGCGAGAGAUUGGUGCGCGUGGCGCCUCCUUGCAUGUCCUACGCGCGCCUCCAGGCCGCCGCCGGAAGCUCAGGAACCAUCAUUACCGAGGCCGUGGCCGAUUGCAGUGUUAAUAGCGGCAGUGAUUCCGAGUCUAAGUACCGGACACACCUGAGCGUCCAACUGAGGCGACCCGCAACCGGCAGUCCCACCGUAGACUGCGUGACUGAACAGAGGACCAUCCGCUCAGCUUCACCCAUGAGGCCUGUUUCCCUCACGGAUUCUGCAAACCAAGUGCUGCUAGACGAAGGAACUGAGGUGGUCAGAAUUGAGACUGUAGGAAGCAAAAACCAGGCGACGCCUCCUACAAGACGUCUGUCAAGGAGUGGCUCUCAGGGAGUUAGAGUCCUACCACCUACGUGCAACGGCAACCUUGCACCACCCCCGUACACACCGCCCCCAAAUCACGUCAGGCCUCCGAGCAACCCCCCGCCGCCGCCUCCACCAUUGAUUCCUACGAGAAAAGCGCCCGCGCCUCAGCCAAAACCAACAAUAGCAAUCGAAGCGGCCGUGGUUGCGAGUACAAACAGUAGUGCGGCCAGAGAGGCCAUCAGGGAGGAAAACGCGGUCAAAGGUCAACUGAGGAAGAGCCAAGAGGAUUCCGGCUCGAGCGCCGCUACCAGCCCCACCAGCAACAAGACUGCCAACAAGAAGCCCAACCAGAAUGGCGGCAUCUUACGGAGAGGGACUUCCAAAGAAGGCGAACCCCAGCCUAACAAUAAAGCGAAGGCGAUGAAGAGCCGCAGCGUGUCGGUGGAAUCGGGGGCGCGCACCUCGGCGCCGCAGCGACGCAAGAACGGCGUGUUUGAGCGUCCGAACAGUGAGGACCUGCUGCUGGACGGCCGCAGCAGCAUCAGCAGCCGCGAGGGCAGCGGCAGCAACCGCAUGGUGAUUCCGCCGUCCAGCGGCAGCCUGCCGUGGUGCGCGUGCUGGGGCAACGGGUGUCUCUAGGGUUGGGCGUUCGCGCCAGAUCCAGGCGAAGGACUUGGCGUCGACGAAGAAAAUAUCAUCGACAAAAUAGAAAUUAAUUUUGUAAACGACGAGGAUUACGACUUGGAGCAGCUCGGCCCCGACGAGCUCGACAAAUUGAAAACUAAGUUUUACUUUGAGAUCCAAAUCUAAAUGAGAGCACCGAAAGGAAAAUGCAGAUUAUUUGUAUGAGAGAUAAAAACUUGAGAUAUGCACGCAAAAAUACAUCACAAAACGCACAAGACUUUGCACUUAUAUUAGGGGAAAAAGCUUGAAAAUUUGCAGAGAGGGAUUCAUUAAAUCCAAAAAUGUAUUUAAAUUAUAAUUAGAAAGGAGCAUAAUAAGUAAGUCAAGGGUAUCAUAAUGAACUAGUAAUUUUUUCAUGUUACCGGUACCUAAAUAAGUUAUGCUGGCCAAUUUGAGUUUUUAUUGUAUUUGCAACAAAAUUUUGUUUAUCUUGCUUAAAAAAAUUUUGAUUGGAAAAAUUCCUACUUUCUUCCGGAAAAUUAAUUUCUAGUCAAUAAAUAUUUUUUUUUAAUCAAUGAAAUUGAUCCCUCUCUGCUAUAUAGAUCAUAUUUAAUUCACUAUAUAAGUUGUCUUAUUCUUGCACCUCUCUCUUCGAGCUCCUUCUCACUUUUCUAAAAAGCACCAAGUCAAUUUCUCGAUUGCGUCCAGGAGGAAUUUCACUGCUGCCCGCUUCCCUUGUUUUGAUUUCGUAGAUAAUAUAAUUUAUUAUAAUUAUUAUAUCGCUACUUUUGCUAAUCUGUCAUUUAUUUGUGUUCCUGUGACUACACUUUUUCCAUUCCCACGCGGACUUUAUAUAUAUUUACAGCGGCAACAAUGUGAAGCUUAUCUGCUUUUUGUACACAUGAAUGCGCCUUAAUUAAGGAAUUCUGUUUCAAUUUACUAUUCAUGUAGGCACUGGGUGGCGAGAAAAGUGCAAUUUUCUGCCUCCGAGUGCUGAGACGAUCAGUGAGCGGCUACAUAGUGUCUUAAUUAAUUGUUUCUCCUCACACUACGCAACAAUAAUAAAGUGCACCUUACAGCGAGUGAAAAAUUUGGAAACUUAUCGUUGUUGGAUUAUUAUAUAAAUAAACUGUACGAAUCGAAAGAUGAGAAAAAUAAUGCUUCCGGAAAAUAGAGGCUCAAUUUAACUUGCAAUAAAAUAG
Messenger RNA from Neocloeon triangulifer, 4448 nucleotides. RefSeq lists its product as uncharacterized. The coding region runs from base 1 to 3261 and encodes 1086 amino acids. NCBI's taxonomy places the organism in Eukaryota, Metazoa, Arthropoda, Insecta, Ephemeroptera, Baetidae. The transcript is spliced from 16 exons. The record is from RefSeq and is a predicted model, not a curated record.